Zootoca vivipara (common lizard) is the source of this 5386-nucleotide messenger RNA. The record is from RefSeq and is a predicted model, not a curated record. Lineage: Eukaryota; Metazoa; Chordata; Lepidosauria; Squamata; Lacertidae.
UCUAAAGAAUAAUGUGGAAUCUGACAAAGUAAGGUGAACUGUUUGCUAUUUUGGAAAAAGAUCAACUUGGGGGAAAGUCUGUUAUAUUCUAUUGAGAUGAAGUGAAUCUGAUGCUGUUACACAGAAAAAUUGCAAAAAGAUGCCCAAUUUUUCUUUUUCAACGGCUAAUAAUUUCCUUCGGUUUACUCCUGAGACCUUGGAUCAAAUUAAAAAGAGAAUUGCUGAGAAGGAAGCAAAGCAUGCCCAGGCCACAGAGGAGGGCAAUAGUCAAGAGCAAGAAGAAAAUAUUCAACCACAGCUUGACCUGAAAUGUUUUAAAAAGCUACCUAUUCUAUAUGGAAAACCCCCUCCUUGGCUCAUUGGAGAACCACUGGAAGAUGUUGACCCCUAUUACAAGGAUCGUGAGACUUUUAUGGUGCUAUCAGCCAGGAACAGAAUCUUUCGGUUUUCUGCCACCAAAGCCUUGUUUUUAUUCAGUCCUUUCCAUCCACUGAGAAGACUAGCUGUGAAAAUUUUGAUACACACAUUAUUCAUAGCAUUCAUAACAUGUGUGGUUCUCGUUAACUGUAUUUUUAUGACUUUAAACAAGCAGCCAGAACAUUACCAUAUCGCUGAGUAUAUUUUCACAACUACUUAUACAGUUGAAUUUGCAAUAAAAAUAGUUGCAAGGGGAUUUGUUUUGAAUGAAUUCACCUAUCUUCGAGAUCCCUGGAACGCUCUGGAUUUAUUUGUUUUAAUUAUGACGUACGCAGCUUUGGCUUUUCCUUUUAGUAGCAUUUCAGCUAUCCGAAUUUUCAGGGUUCUGAGAACUUUAAAAGCUGUUUCUGUAAUCCCAGGCCUGAAAGUCAUUAUAGCUUCACUUCUUCAGUCUGUCAAGAAGCUUGCCAAUGUGAUGCUGUUGACAGUUUUCUGCUUGGCUGUCUUUGCCCUGGUUGGCCUCCAACUCUUCAUGGGCAACUUAAAACAUAAAUGUGUCCAUGCUUCUUACUUGACUAAGAACAUCAGCAAGGAGGAGUCAUGCACAUUAAAGGAUUCAGGUAAAAACACCCCCGUUUAAAUCUACGUAUACCAGAAAACGAAUUCUUCUUCUGAUGUAUUGCUGCUGUGUGGAUACACCUCACACCCCAAUGAAACUGAAUGUAAAAACGGAACCUAUUAUUGUGUGAAACAUGGAGAAAAUCCUGAUGGUGGAUACACCAGUUUUGAUCAUUUUGGAUGGGCCUUUCUAUCAUUGUUCCGACUGAUGACACAGGAUAGUUGGGAAAUCCUCUAUCGGCAGGUUAUCAGAACAUCUGGAAAAUCUUACUGCAUUUUUUUUGUGAUAAUCAUCUUUCUGUGCUCAUUUUAUCUAUUUAAUUUAAUCCUGGCUGUUGUAACAAUGGCAUAUGAAGAGCAAAACAAAGCAACACUUGCACACACAAAGGCAAGGGAGAUGUUACUUCGUGAAGCAAAAGAAUUACUAAAAAAGGAAAAGAAGGAGCUGUUGAUGUCCUAUCACCUACCUGUUGACACUCUUGAUGAUCCAUUUCAAAGACAACGGUUAACAAGUGCUGCUAAUGUCAUCAGCAAAACCAUGGAAUGGGAAGAAUCAAAACUGGAAUUCCCUCCAUGCUUGAAAACUGCUGCCCAUAAGUAUCUCAUCUGGCAAUGUUGCCCACUCUGGUUGCAAAUAAAGAAAAUGGUGAAGAAAGUAAUGAUAAAUCCUUUUACUGAACUAUUUAUUACACUGUGUAUUAUAGUGAAUACUGUUUUAAUGUCAUUCGAAAGAGUUCCAAAAACAGGCAAGAUGGUUUCCACAGGAAACAAAGUUUUCACUGCUAUUUUUGCAACUGAAAUGAUCCUCAAAAUAAUUGCACUUGAUCCCUACUACUAUUUUCAAGAGGCUUGGAAUAUUUUUGACUCCCUUUUGGCUAUUUUAGGCAUAAUAAACUUGGUCACGAGGCUUCCCCUAUCAAUUUUCAGAAUGCUGAGAAUUUUCAAAUUGUCAAAGUUUUGGCCAGCAUUAAAUAAGCUCAUGAAAAUAAUGUGGAAAUCAGUGGGCCCACUAAGCAACCUCACACUUGUUCUGAUUUUUACCGUAUUCAUUUUUGCUGUGGUUGGCAAGCAGGGCUUUAGCCAAAGUUAUAAAACAUUUCGAGAAAGAUGUGAGAACGAAACUGAAACCUGUAACAGUGACAUUAAUGCCACCAAUAAAUGUAAAUUACGAUGGCAUAUGGAAGACUUCUUACAUUCAUUCCUUGUUAUAUUCCGAAUUCUUUGUGGAGAAUGGAUCGAAACGAUGUGGGACUGUAUGAAAGCUGCUGGUGAAGGAUGGUGCAUUUUUCUGUUCAUGCUGGUCCUGCUUUUAGGAAACCUAGUGGUCCUCAACCUCUUUAUCGCUUUACUGCUGAGUUCCUUUAGUAGCAGUGAUUCAGAAACUGAGGUAGAUGAAGAGCAAGCUAAGCCUCAUGUGAUCCUUGCUCACAGGGGGUUGCAAUUUGUCAAACAUCUGCUGUGGAAUCGAUGUUGCAAUGCGCUUGUGCAAAAGCUGAAGAAAGCAAGAACCAAGACCAAGGAGGUGACCAUCCAAAAGGACGGUGCCACAGAGCCAAGAAAAGGGAUCCAGGAAAACUAUGCUAGUGGUAAACGUUUGGUGAAGCUGCCAGUGGAUCAUUUUAUGACAGACAUUAAUACAUUUGCCUGCGCUCCCCUUGCUGAAAUGGAGACUUUUGAUGAGGAAGGAAUUGAUUGUAGCAAAGAGGAGAACAACUUGCAAAAGAGAAGAGAGAAAUUCAAAACGUCAAGACAAACGCUGUCUUCUCAUAUUUCCGAAAGUACCAGUGUUUGGUCUUUGAAUGUUCCUAAGGUUCAGAGCGUGGAUCUUGAGAGCAGCUGUUCUGAGGCCAGCACGGUAGAUGAGAGGUCUCCCAUCUGCAUUUUGCCUGUAACCAAGAAGGAGCCUGUGGCCUGUUUUCCACAAGUGUUGGUCAAGUUCUUCCCGUGUUGCACAGUGAAUACUGCUAAAUUUCCAGGCAACACUUGGUGGAAGUUUAGAAAAACCUGCUACAGAAUUGUAAAACAUAAUUGGUUUGAAUCUUUUAUCAUAUUUAUGAUAUUACUGAGCAGUGGUGUUCUGAUCUUUGAAGACAUCUACCUUGUUGAGAGAAAGACCAUAAAAAUCAUAUUGGAAUAUGCAGAUAUAUUUUUCUUCUACAUCUUUUUCCUGGAGAUGCUUCUGAAAUGGGUGGCUUAUGGCUUCAGAAAAUAUUUCACCAAUGCUUGGUGUUGGCUUGAUUUCUUUAUUGUAUGUGUAAGUAUCAGAUUUAAUCUUACUGUUUCCUUUCCUGCAAAAACAAUUGGAACAAAGGGAAGAGAUCUGUGUGAUAGCCGUAUCUCCACAAAAUCUCUCAGAACUUUAAGAGCCUUGAGACCUCUUCGUGCAUUGUCCAGAUUUAAAGGGAUAAAGGUUGUAGUGAAUGCACUCGCAGGAGCUGUCCCUUCGAUCGGGAAUGUGCUGCUUGUCUGUGUUGUGCUCUGGCUCCCAUUUAACAUCCUAGGAGUACAACUGUUUGGAGGAAAAUUUUCGAAAUGCAGUGAUGCAGCUUUGAAAAAUAAAAGUGUCUGUGAAAGUCAGAAUUCCAAAUGGACUAAUAUGAAUGUCAACUUUGAUCAUGUUGGGAUGGGGUAUCUGGCUCUCCUCCAGGUGGCAACCUUUAAGGGCUGGAUGGAGAUUAUGUAUGCUGCAGUAGAUGCACCUUCACAAGAAAAUGAACAGCCAAGUUUUGAAAAUAGUGUGUUUGCAUAUAUCUAUUUUGUGGCAUUUAUCAUAUUUGGAUCGUUCUUCAUGCUAAACCUCUUCAUUGGAGUUGUUAUUGACAAUUUCAACCAACAAAGGAAAAAGAUAAGUGGAGAACUCAUUUUUAUGUCAGAUGAACAGAAGAAAUAUUAUAACGCAUUAAAAAAACUUGGUAGCAAGAAACCACAUAAGCCCGUUCCACGGCCGCAGAACAUGUACCAAGGACUUCUUUUUGACAUUGUAAACAAGAAAGCAUUUGAUAUUUUCAUCAUAAGUCUAAUUUUACUGAAUGUGGUGAUCAUGGCAGCAGAACAUGAAGGCGAAGGGGAAGCUGUUAAGACCCUUCUUGAAAAUAUAAAUCUUAUAUUUGUCGCUAUUUUUACUGGAGAGUGCAUCAUCAAAAUGUUGGCUUUGAGACUAUAUUUCUUCAAAGACGGUUGGAAUAUAUUUGAUUUUGUGGUUGUGAUUCUUUCAAUACUUAGUUCUGCAGCUGGACAACUUCGAAAAGCACUUGAUUUCCCUCCUACAAUCCUGAGAAUAAUUCGAGUAGCCCGUGUUAGUCGACUACUGAGACUUAUCAGAGGAGCCAGAGGGCUUCGGACCCUCCUUUUUGCAUUACUGAUGUCCCUCCCUUCUCUCACUAACAUUGGACUUCUCCUUUUUCUGAUCAUGUUUAUUUAUGCUAUUUUUGGUAUGUCUAACUUUGCCUGUGCAAGUUGGCAAGGUGGGAUUGACAACAUUUUCAACUUCCAAACCUUUGGCAGCAGUAUGCUUUGCCUCUUCCAAAUAACAACAUCUGCUGGCUGGCAUGACCUCCUCAACCCAAUGCUGAUCACUGACAACAUCACUUGUGCUCCCAAUUUAGGUGGAAAUGGUCCCUGCGUAAACAGGAGUGUGGCAAUUGCCUAUUUUGUAAGCUACAUCAUUAUAUCAUUCCUCAUUGUAGUCAACAUGUACAUUGCUGUCAUCAUAGAAAACUUGAAUGUUGCCACGGAGGAAAGCACAGAACCUCUAGGUGAUGAUGAUUUUGAAAUUUUUUAUGAGAUUUGGGCAAAAUUUGAUCCUCGCGCAACCCAAUUUAUUUCUUACUUCGCACUUUCAGACUUUGCUGAUGCUCUGGCAGAACCCUUACGCGUACCCAAACCAAACAUGCAACAGCUGAUGUUAAUGGACCUUCCUAUGGUGAACGGAAAUAAAAUCCACUGCUUGGAUAUUUUGUUUGCUUUUACCAAGAGGGUAUUGGGGGAAUAUGGGGACAUGGGUCCACUGGAGACCCAGAUAGAAGAAAAGUAUCCAGAGAAGAUUGCCAAUGAACCCAUUGUAACGACUCCCAAGCGGAAAGAGGAGGAAUCGGCUGCCAUUAUCCAGAGGGCUUUCAAGAUGUAUCUCCUUCACCGUGCAAUGAAAGAAGUCUCUCAGGAAACCCCCUUGGAACGCAUACAUGAGGAGGAAGGUACCUCUGCAUUCACACUUAGUGAAAACGAAGACAGUCAGUCGAGUAACUCCCACAGCCCAUCUCCCGUAUCUAUUCCUCCAUCUUACAGUAAUGUCACAGGCACCACUAACGACAGUCUUCAAGUGGAAAUCACAGACACUAGUGAACCCAAGUGA